AUGCCUUCGGCUCAGAUUAACCAGGCACGUCCCCCGUCGAACCAGAUCAGACUUACAAAUGUCUCUCUUGUCCGGAUGAAGAAGGGUAUGUUCACUCUCCCUUGCGCACAGUGCUACCGCCCCGCGCAUCGUGUCGGUCUUCCCUCGAUGAAUGUUCAACUCAUCUUCUCCNNAGGCAAAAAGCGUUUCGAAGUCGCAUGCUACAAGAACAAAGUCCUCGAAUGGCGUUCUGGUGUCGAAACCGAUCUCGACAAUGUCCUCCAAAUCCCAAACGUCUUUCUUAACGUUUCCAAAGGUCAGGCUGCUCCCUCAGCAGACUUGCAGAAAGCCUUUGGAAAGGUGCCCUUGAAUGACAUCAUUCUCGAGAUUCUGAACAAGGGUGAGCUGCAGGUCGGCGAGAAGGAACGACACGCCCAGUUGGAAAGAGUCCACGCCGAGGUCAUCGACAUUGUCGCGGGCAAGCUGGUCGAUCCCAAGAGCAAGCGUGUCUACACUACUGGAAUGAUUGAGAAAGCACUCGACCAACUCAGCAGUCAAAGCGGAAAGGACACAACAACACCUACCGCGAGCGGCACCGCAACCCCUGUAGAAGGCGAGAGCCAUGCCGAACACAAAUCCAAGCCCAUGUGGACCGGCGUCGUGACCACUCGCGAUGCCAAAUCUCAAGCGCUGAACGCAAUGAAGGCCUUGAUCGCACAUCAGCCGAUUCCCGUCGCUCGUGCGAGAAUGAGACUGAGAAUCACCUGCCCUACUUCGGUUUUGAAACAGGCAGUCAAGAAUGCACCCAAACCCGGCGACGAGGCCGAAGGCGAGGCACAGGCAAAGGGUACUGUCAAGGACAGGAUACUGGGUUACAUCGAGCAGGUCGAGAGUCAAGAUAUGAUGGGCGAAGAAUGGGAAGUUGUCGGCUUCGUGGAGCCCGGCAGCUUCAAGCCUCUGAGCGAGUUUGUCAGUGGACAGACCAAGGGAAGAGCCAGGGCUGAGGUUUUGGACAUGGCCGUCAUGAACGAGGGCGACUAG
Aureobasidium vineae is the source of this 1020-nucleotide messenger RNA. NCBI's taxonomy places the organism in Eukaryota, Fungi, Ascomycota, Dothideomycetes, Dothideales, Saccotheciaceae. The record is from the annotation of a GenBank genome assembly.